Messenger RNA from Dendronephthya gigantea, 1429 nucleotides. Its product is annotated as TNF receptor-associated factor 3-like. Gene Ontology annotation, cellular component: cytoplasmic side of plasma membrane; plasma membrane signaling receptor complex. The record is from RefSeq and is a predicted model, not a curated record. Gene Ontology annotation, molecular function: ubiquitin protein ligase binding; tumor necrosis factor receptor binding. Bases 339 to 1331 code for a protein of 330 amino acids. Gene Ontology annotation, biological process: regulation of canonical NF-kappaB signal transduction; tumor necrosis factor-mediated signaling pathway; protein K63-linked ubiquitination. Lineage: Eukaryota; Metazoa; Cnidaria; Anthozoa; Malacalcyonacea; Nephtheidae. The transcript is spliced from 3 exons.
UUCACACAAUGUAAAACAUGGUAAGAUGAUAUAAUAUUCAAGGUACAAUGGUGGCCAUAGUCACGUUCUAUCAAGCUCUGACAUGAAUGUUUUAGUGUAAAUAUAAUAUCGAUCAGAAUGGUAUUCAACCAUUCACUGAUGGCAACUUGCCAACCUAUUACUUCACGAUGGAAACAAACUUAAAUGGUUAAAGAACUUUGAUUCUCAGGAAUUUCAUUGAAAUCGUUGGUCACUUGGUCUAACCGGUAAGGUCUGUCAGGAGGACAAAAAAGAUCACUUGUGAUGCCGUGGUGGUUACGUGGUUCAAGGCAAGCAAAAUUCGUUUCUGUUUAAAUGAGAUGACUGAUGGGAAUCUUCCCCAUCGUAUGAAUUAUUCUGUGAUCGACCGUCUCCGUCUGCUUCUGCUUUUUGUUCUUAAUUCGGUCAGUCAACUAAGCAACUACAUCCCACGACCUGAAUUUACCGGAAUCAUUCAGAAGAUUCGAGAAAGUAUCGCCGAAGUUCGUUCAAGCUUAGCUGAAAAAUGUCUCACCAUGGUGGAAAAAUUAACUGGAUUGCAGAGAAGAGUUGAACGUUUGGAAGCCAAUGUUGGUGGUGAUGCCAGGGAGAGAGAUGAACUCGUGAAGCAAGAUGGGAAACUCACCGAUGAAAUCAACGCUUUACGCGAACGCAAUGUAAUCCUAGAGCAAGCGUUAAGAGAAAAACAUUUGCAAUUGGAACGGAUGCGAAGCAGGGUGGAUCAGGCGGGCGAGGCUCUUUCUCUUAGUUCGAUGAGGAUUGCCGACUUGGAGUCACACGAAAGUGGUCGUGGUAGUCCACCAGUGAACCACGAUUGCAACGGCACCUUGCUGUGGAAGAUUGAGGAUUACCAGAAGAAACGACAAGACGCCAUAAAUGGGGUAAAAACAUCCUUGUACAGUCAACCCUUCUACAGCGGUCAGUAUGGUUAUAAGAUGUGUGCUAAAAUCUACAUGAAUGGCGAUGGAUCUGGAAAAGGAUCUCACUUAUCCUUGUUUUUUGUUGUUAUGAGAGGGGAAUACGAUGCUCUUCAAACCUGGCCAUUUCGACAUGAAAUCACCAUGAUGCUGUUGGAUCAAGGUAAUGGUGAUCACAUGGUCGAUUCAUUUAAUACAGAUCCACAAAAUCCAUCUUUCCAACGGCCACAGUCUGAUAUGAAUAUUGCAACAGGACGUCCUCGAUUCAUGCCACUUGAGAGUCUGAAUGACCGUCAAUAUGUCAAGGACGACGUGAUCUUCAUUCAAGUUAUCGUUGGCCCAUGUUCGAAUACUGGUGUUCUAAGUCAAGGUUAUUCCAAAGCACCAGGUUUGUAAGGUUAGCUAACGUCUUCACACCAUUGGCACCAAACACCUUAUUUCAUAUCUUGCUAGCCUAGCUGCGAUGCAGACGCUUCAAAUUACAAAGAAACAUA